This is a messenger RNA of Lodderomyces parapsilosis, 789 nucleotides long. Its product is annotated as acetate uptake transporter family protein. Gene Ontology annotation, cellular component: plasma membrane. The record is from RefSeq and is a predicted model, not a curated record. Lineage: Eukaryota; Fungi; Ascomycota; Pichiomycetes; Serinales; Debaryomycetaceae. Gene Ontology annotation, molecular function: acetate transmembrane transporter activity. The coding region runs from base 1 to 789 and encodes 262 amino acids. The transcript has a single exon.
AUGUCGUCCACAUCAGAUCACAGCACUUUCAAAAACAGUUCCGAGGAUAGAGAAUCUACUAAAGUUUCACGGGUUCAGAUUUGUGGCGAUGGUGGAGAGUUUGUGAUUAUUGGGAACAAUAAGUACUACCGCCAUGAAUUAAUGUCAAUAUUCAGUGACAUCUCCAACCCAGCACCAACUAUCGGAAGAUACCCCACGAGAAACAUUACUCCUGCUCCUAUCGGCUUAUGUGGAUUUGGCAUGACAGCUUUUACACUGGGAAUAUAUACUUCACAAGCAAUGGGAAUCCAGAUUCCAAAUGUUGUUAUAGGAUCGGCCUGUUUCUUUGGUGGAAUGACUCAAUUCCUUUGUGGUUAUUUUGAAUUCUUCACUGGUGAUACAUUUGGUUUUACUGCCUUGACUUCCUAUGGUGCUUUCUGGAUCAGCUAUGGUGCUAUUUUCAUUGAAGGAUUUGGUAUUGAGGCUGCUUAUGCCGAGAGUGAUCAAUUUGCCAAUGCACUUGGUCUUGUAAUGAUUGCUUGGGCAAUGUUCACUUUCAUGAUGGUGAUUCCAACAUUGAAAUCAACCUUACCCAAUUUUUUGUUGUUCUUUUUCUUAUUCUUGACCUAUACGUUUCUCGGAGCUGGUGCAUUGAGUGGAAAGGUUGGUGUGACACGGGCUGGUGGUGUGAUUGCAAUGCUUACCGCUAUUACUGCAUGGUAUAACGCUUAUGAAGCUGUUGCAAACAGAUCCACUUCGUAUUUUGUUCCCCCUUCUUUGCCGUUGCCAAAGUUGGCUAAAAAAGAAUGA